Molecule: messenger RNA, 312 nt
Organism: Entrophospora sp. SA101
Lineage: Eukaryota; Fungi; Glomeromycota; Glomeromycetes; Entrophosporales; Entrophosporaceae
Source: the annotation of a GenBank genome assembly
AUGACCGAGAUUACUCCAUUGUUAAAACAGACAGAUCCAACUACGACUGCAAAAAUUAUUAAUUAUGAUUCUUUAAUAAAUGUAGAAGAUGAACAAAGGAAUCUUCUACAUAUUCCUACAGGAUUAAAAGAUCUUCAAGCAUUAAACAAGUUAUUAGGUGAAACCAUAGAAAGUUAUUACGUCAAUUUAUUAGUUAUUUUUGUGGUCAGUUAUAUUUUUUUACAAACAUUUUCAAUACCAGGUAGUAUGUGGUUAUCAAUAUUAGGAGGUGCAUUGUUUGGUUGGUUCAAUGCUCUUUUACUUGUUUGUGUG